UCAAUCCAACUGUCUCAUCCCGGUGCUUCCUCCAUCACCGUUUCCUCCCGAAGCUGCUUUCGGGCACGGGAGGAGAGAAGGGUUUGGGCGAUGGGGCAAUGCCUAAACCCUUACAGGUGUUAGCUCCCUUCCGGGACUCGGGGGUGGGGCUGCGGGGGGCGGCCCGCGGCGGGGCGCCAGCACGCUGGGCUCGGCUCCGGGAGAGAAGGAGGGGCCGCCGAGGGAGGGGGCCGCGGGGAGGCCGUCGCGCUCUUCCGGAGGGUGCCUGCAGCGACUGGAUUCCAGUGCUGCGACGGUGCCGCGCCCAGAGCAGCAGCAACAGCGAGGAUGAGAGGCCAUUACCUGUUUGAUCCCUGCCGGAAGGCCGGCACGGGCCAACUUUUCCUGAUCAGCAAGCUAAGAAGUUGCAAGGACUAGUGGAAGACUCGGAGGGGCCAGGGCGAGGGCGCGCUCCCCCGCGCGCUUCCUCCUCCCUCCUCCCUCCUGCCGCCCGCGCUCCCGGCCUCUCUCCCGCCCGCGCUCUCUCCCUCCGCCCGCCUCCCUGCUCUGGCCCCUCCACGCGGUACAGGGUGGGGGGUGCGGCGAAACUCCGACCCAAGCCACUUGGACUUGCACAGUGUCCUCGGGGCUCUGGGGCCGAGAGCACGCAGUCGCGCAGCUCUGCCUCCGCCUGCCCGUCUCGCCCGCGAACCCGGCCCCGGGCUGUGGCGUCGGCUUGGACCCAGGCAGCCAGCAGCCCGCGCGGGAGCCGGACCACAACCAGAGGAGCCCGGAAGGCAUGCGAAGCCCCCUCCUCUGCUGAAGCCCGAGUGAGAAGACGCUCGGGCUAACGCAGGCUAAAGAGACCAGGGCGGCCAAGGCGCGAGACAGCGGGAGAGCAGCGGAGAAGCAGGAGGAAGAGGAGGAAGAGGAGGCGAACCCAGACAGGGUCAGCAGAAGAAGUGGUGGUGGUGGGCGUCGUGGCCAUGGCGGCGGCAAUCGCCAGCUCCUUGAUCCGUCAGAAGAGACAAGCCCGCGAGCGCGAGAAAUCCAACGCUUGCAAGUGUGUCAGCAGCCCCAGCAAAGGCAAGACCAGCUGCGACAAAAACAAGUUAAAUGUCUUUUCCCGGGUCAAACUCUUCGGUUCCAAGAAGCGGCGCAGAAGGAGACCAGAGCCUCAGCUUAAGGGUAUAGUUACUAAACUAUACAGCCGACAAGGCUACCACUUGCAGCUGCAGGCAGAUGGAACCAUUGAUGGUACCAAAGACGAGGACAGCACCUAUACUCUGUUUAACCUCAUCCCUGUGGGUCUUCGAGUGGUGGCUAUUCAAGGAGUUCAAACCAAGCUGUAUUUGGCAAUGAACAGUGAGGGAUAUUUGUACACCUCGGAACAUUUCACACCUGAGUGCAAAUUCAAAGAAUCAGUGUUUGAAAAUUAUUACGUGACAUAUUCAUCAAUGAUAUAUCGUCAGCAGCAGUCAGGCCGAGGGUGGUAUCUGGGUCUGAACAAAGAAGGAGAGAUCAUGAAAGGCAACCAUGUGAAGAAAAACAAGCCUGCAGCCCAUUUUCUGCCCAAACCACUGAAAGUGGCCAUGUACAAGGAGCCUUCACUGCAUGAUCUUACGGAGUUCUCCCGAUCUGGAAGUGGGACCCCGACCAAGAGCAGAAGCGUCUCCGGCGUGCUGAACGGAGGCAAAUCCAUGAGCCACAAUGAAUCAACGUAGCCAGUGAGGGCAAAACAAGGGCUCUAUAACAGAACCUUACCUCCAGGUGCUGUUGAAUUCUUCUAGCAGUCCUUCACCCAAAAGUUCAAAUUUGUCGGUGAGGUGUAUCAAACAAAACAGGCAGUGCUCACUCUUUGAUCUGCCAAUGGAACUUGUUCUCAUCCAUAUUAAAGCCCCAUAAUUUUGAUCAAGCUUGUGCAAAAGAAUGCAAAGCAUUAUCAAUGAACUCAAUCUGGGAGAAGGACUGCCAAAUUUUCUCAUGAUCUCACCUAUACUUGGGGGAUGAUUAACCAAAAAUAGUUCACAGCACUAAUGCUGAUCAAAAUUUGCUCUCCAACCAUGAAAAUUUAAAAGACCAUAAUUGUUCUUCAAAAACAGAAAAAAAAAAAACUAAAUUAACUGCUUAAAUGUUUUGUAGGGGCAAACACAAUUAUGUGAACUGUGUUGUUUUCUUGGCUUAAUGUUUUCUAUCUAGGCUUGAUUCAGAUGUAUGCUUUCCUUUCAUAUAGUGCAACUUUAUGAUUUCUGGAAUUCAAUGGUUCUAUUGACUCUGUGUCACUUAAUCCAAAUCAACCAAAUUCAGGGUUGAAUCUGAAUUGGCAUCUCAGGCUCAAGGUAAUGGUGUUCUUGUGAUUCUACCUUUUUUUUUUUAGAUUUGUAGUAUUCUGGUUGAGUUCUUGUGCUGUACUUUGUGCGUAGGAAUUGAGUUAUAUUGUCAACCCCAGUCAGUAAAGAUAACUUUGAAAAAGAUUAUCCUCAAUUGUAGAUUUCUCUUAAUUCCAUUUGUGUAUCAUGUUAAACUAUUGUUGUGGCUUCUUGUAUAAAAAGAUAGGAACUGUGGAGCUGUGAUGUUGUCUUUGUGUUGUUAAAAUAAGAAAUGUCUUAUCUGUACAUGUAUGAGUCCUCCUGUCAUUGUAUUUGGCACGUGAAUAUUGUAUACAAGGAAAUGUUAAGACUGGUUACCCCUAAACAACAUAUAUUAUACUUGCUACUGGAAAAGUGUUUAAGACUUAGCUAGGUUUCCAUUUAGAUCUUCAUAUCUGUUGCAUGGAAGAAAGUUGGAAUCUUGGCAUAGAGUUGCAUGAUAUGUAAGAUUUUGUGCAUUAAUAAUUGUUAAAAUCUGUGUUCUAAAAGUGAACAUAGUAUGUACAGGCAGUUUUCUGUCCUGUGCACAAAAAUUUAAAAAAAAAGUUGUUUAAUAUUUGUUGUUGUAUACCCAAAUACGCACCGAAUAAACUCUUUAUAUUCAUUCAAAGAAAAAAA
This is a messenger RNA of Chinchilla lanigera (long-tailed chinchilla), 2966 nucleotides long. RefSeq names its product fibroblast growth factor 13 (gene Fgf13). Gene Ontology annotation, molecular function: growth factor activity; fibroblast growth factor receptor binding. The coding region runs from base 966 to 1703 and encodes 245 amino acids. The record is from RefSeq and is a predicted model, not a curated record. Gene Ontology annotation, cellular component: cytoplasm. Gene Ontology annotation, biological process: regulation of cell migration; animal organ morphogenesis; positive regulation of protein phosphorylation. The transcript is spliced from 5 exons. NCBI's taxonomy places the organism in Eukaryota, Metazoa, Chordata, Mammalia, Rodentia, Chinchillidae.